AUGAAAGGGUUAGGAGCCAACCGCAGUCGUCACCUGUCCGACUCGUGUGAACCGACGGGAUGCCCCCAGAAGCCUCUCUGUCCUUUGACCUCUGACCCUCACAGCUCCUUUCUGUUAAGCCCCAAUAUAAACCACUAUGGCACCCUGGACCCCCAUCUCCACCAGUGUCCUCCUACCAGCCCCACCACCCCUGACUGCCUGCUGCCUUUCAGCCAGAUGUCCAACAGCAGCACCUUCCCUCGUCUGCACUUCACCUCCCAGACUGAACAGGUCGACUGCUCCCAGGCCUGUAUGGCUGGUGGUGGUGGAGUUGGGCAGGGCAGCAGAGGAGGUACACUACCCAACUCUUUGUCUAUGGGCAUGGGCUUGGGUCUGGGCCUUAGUGGUGCUCCCAUGAUUACCAGUGGAUCAGCCACCAUCUCCUCUGCAGCAGCAGCCAAGAUGAAUCGGUUACCCUCCAACCUUUUGGAUCAGCUAGAGAGGCACCUGCCUCUGCAGCGCGAUGGCUUCAGUACGCUGCAGUUUCAUAGAGGACGUAUGUCAAAGCAACGCAGUGAGAGCCCAGGACGCAUUCGCCACCUGAUGCACUCUGUGCAGAAGCUAUUUGCCAAGUCCCAGUCCCUGGAAAAUUCUGCAAUCAAAGGCAGCAUCAACGGGCGCUCUGCUGGAGGAAUGACUGGCACUACAGGUGAGGACGGUGGUAGACCAACCCGCAGGAGCAAGAGUAAAGACAGGGCUAAAACUGAGGGGCCAAAGCAGAGACCUAGGCCCAAUGCAUUAGGCCUCUGGAGCUCAGAUGAUGCCCUGGACACUGACACCACCAAAGCUGGCACUAUUGCUGUAGGUUACCGCAACCCACUGACCAUGAUGACUCUUGGCAGAGCGGUGUCAGACAGCCAGGCCAGACAUAUCCCACAGGGCUACAACACCAUUUCUGCACAUACUCUCAAGACCUCGAAAAGCAGCAGUGACCUCAAGUUUCUGGCAUGCCCGACGACACAGGUAGGAUCCAAGGAAGAGGAGGUACGAACCAGGGGAAGCAAGGAUGAUAUACUGGUGAAGAGAGGCUCCUGGUCCACUCUCACCCUCAGCCAGGCCAGGCAAGUGUUGCAGAAGGGCUCUGCUACAGUCAACAGGACCCUUCUUAAAUCAAAGUCAUGCCACCAAGACCUGGCACAACAGUUCCUUCAGGUAGGAGGGCCAGUCCCACUAGGGGACUGGGCAGGAACUCUGGGUCGUGGCCGGGCCAGAGGAACUGAGAUCCCCUGUCGAAGGAUGCGCAGUGGCAGCUAUGUAAAAGCUAUGGGAGACUUAGAAGACAGUGAGGACUCAGAGGGGAGCCCCAAACCUUCCCCCAAAUCUGCUGCCCGUCGCCACAGCUACCUGAAGGCCACCCAGCACUCCCUGAGUGAGCAGCAGCCACCUCCACCUCCACGCAACUCCCUGCCGUCUCUGAAAGAGCUGUCGACUAACCGGAGCCUCGAUAACUUGGACUGCCUGGUGAGCCCACUGGAGGCCCCGCCACGCUACAGGAACAAUGAUUUCAGCCAAUGUUCCGGUACAUUGGGCCGAGGCUCGGGCACUCAGCGUGUGAGUCUGCACACGUUCUUUCAGGUAUGCGGGCAGGGCUUUGGGCACUCAGUACCGUACUGUGAGGGGGAAUCGCAGGCGGUGGAAGCUCUGGAUCUACCUGCGCCUACGUGCUUCCGGUCGCGCAGCCACAGCUACCUGCGGGCGAUCCAGGCAGGCUGCUCCCAGGACGAAGAUACGGCCUCCGUGGACUCAGACUCACCACCGCCCACCACUACAGGCUACAGCUACAGCUCCAACACCCUCAGCAAUAGAAAGGCUCCUCCUCCGGUCCCGCCCCGCACCACAUCCAAGCCCCUCAUCUCGGUGACGGUGCAGAGCAGCACCGAGUCGGCCCAAGACACGUACCUUGACCAGCAAGAUCGUGGCAGCGAGGCCAACAGCCAGUCGGGGCGAAGCAACUCCUCCGACAGUCUCUGUAGCAUCCGCACAGGCAGUCUGGCUAAGGGGGCCCGACCUCCACCAAUCCCUGUCCCCGUUGCAACCCUCGCACCCGCCGCAGGCUCUGUACCUCCUGUUCCAGCCCCUCGCGACCUCCCUCCCACCACCGCCGUCGCCACUACCGCCACUUCCACAUCUACCCAGCCCCAAAAUGACACCGUGAGCAUCUGUGUCACCCUAGAGCAGCCCCCAACUGCAACCAAGAGGAAACUGUCCUCUAUUGGAAUCCAGGUGAGGACCGUCUGCUUUUCCUUUUGUGUUGUGAGGUUUCACUGGGAGAUUAAAGCUACCAUCACAGUUGUAUUUGACUGUUUUUUUGUUUUUUUUUUUGCUCAUUAUUUUUUCAGUAACUGUCUGUCAGAAGCUGAUGUGUAUGCAUGUCUCUGCAGUCUCAGCCGGGACAGCAGCAUGGCCUCUAGACAAAAUACAGAGACUGAGCCUCAUGAGCCCCAGGAUGCCACACCCACAGAAAACAACACAGCCAACUGCACCAACAGUCAAACGGUGAAUACCACGGCAUCCAACAGACAGGACAAAGCCAUGGAACAGCAGCCCCGUAAAAACACCUCGGUCCCAUCCAGGAUAUCAACCUCUCCCCCGGAGACUCUGGACCCGGCUUUAGACCCCUCCUCGCUGCCACCGCCAGAUCCCAGCCUGGAGUCCGGAAACUGCAGCUCCCACGGAGAUGCUGUUCAGCCCAGCACGCCAUCUUGCCUGCGAGACGGUAACUGGUUUCUGAAGCUGCUGCAGGCGGAAACAGGCCGCAUGGAGGGCUGGUGUCAACAGAUGGAGCAGGAGACCAAAGACAACAAGCUGUCAGAGGAGGUGUUGGGGACGAUCCGCAGUGCAGUAGGCAGUGCUCAGCUCCUCAUAUCAAAGAAGUUUGAGCAGUUCAGAGGCCUCUGUAAUGAGAACUUGAACGUAAACGCCAACCCGCGACCAACGGCACAGGAUCUUGCAGGAUUCUGGGAUCUGCUACAACUCUCAAUAGAAGACAUCAGCAUGAAGUUUGAUGAGCUCUACCAACUGAAAGCCAACAACUGGCAACUCCCCGAGAAGCCAGAGAAGAAGGAUGAAAACAAGCAGCCUCCGUCAUCUGUGCCAAAGAAGCAGUCUAAGCCCAAGCUGUCAGCGGGGAAGGACAGGAGUGUGGACUCGGCUGUGGACAAGCAGCGGCAAGAAGCCAGGAAAAGGUUGAUGGCAGCAAAGCGCGCGGCAUCAGUACGGCAGAACUCCGCCACGGAAAGCGCUGAUAGCAUCGAAAUCUACGUCCCCGAGGCCCAGACCCGCCUCUGAGAGCGAACCGGCACCGACCAUCGAGGAAAAAUCCUGUCUCACUUCAGACAUUCAUUGACACAAACACACAGACAAAUCUGACACGAACACGCAGAUGUAUAACGGAUGCACAGAGGCCACUCCCUCAUAGCAGCACAGCUGAUGACAGGGGACACGUGGGGAUCACAGGGCACAGAAACAAUCCAGAAUAAUGCAGAUCAUCACCCUGCUGCCAUGGGACUGAAAUAACCUUGACAGAUGCUUAAUACUAUUGUUAUUGUUAUUAUUGACAUUAUAAUAAUUAUUAUCUCCUAAAGUAUAUCAGGACUGUCUUAAAUGUGCAAGUAUCUUGGAUAAGGACAUCCUGUACCUUGUGAGCUGACGAAUCUUGGUAUCCCAGAAGUUUACUCUCUUAAAACUCCCUUCACUGCUGAGUCUACCGGCAAGUUGUGGCUGCCUGGUUUACGAGCUGAGCUACCAUCCACACACACUCAGGACACACAUGCAGGUGUACUCGCUGUCCACAGAGUCUUCCUGUUCUCUAUUUGUAUUAGGCUGCCACUCAUUGGGUGUGGUGUGUACGCUUUACGGUGUAAGAAUUAUAAGAUGGUGUUAAUGUACUCAGAGGUUUAAAAAUGCAGAGAACCAGAGGAAGGCAGUAGCAUAUAUAUUAGAAAUAUCACACUAUUACAAUGUUCAUUUUGUAAAUGUUGUAUACCAGAUUAUUUGUUAGAAAGAGGUCAGUGUUCAGUACCAAGGUAGUUUUUUAUAGAUUGAGUACAUGUACUGUCAUGAUAUAUUAGCACUUGAUGCAAUCAUCCACUCCGCCUCUCUCUCUCUCUCUUCCUCUCCUUUUCACAAACGCACACUACACAGUCUGUCUGUGAAUAGCCAUUGUUAAAGUCUUACAUUUGUUUGUUUUUUUGUGAAGGGAUGUGAGGAAUGACUGCCCAGCCAGUGAGCUACAGAGGAAUGUAUGAAAUGUAUGCAUUUACAGCUCGUGUCGACUUGAUCACUGCACUUUCCAUUCACCUCAGAUCAAGUUUGCCCUCCUUUGUUUGCCUAAUCAUUCUGACUUUCACUGCAUCCUCACGUGAUGUAGGGGACCAAGACAUUCACCACUUGAUAUGGCAUUCCCAUUCAACCAGACUAUGUGUGAUAGGGUGGGGGUUUACUUGCUACUGGAAAGGAAAUGGAAUAGCAUAGCAAUAAUAAAAAUCGUAUUAGAGCAAGCAAUGCAGUAGGUACCCAGUCUUAAAUUAUUUAAUUCAGCAUUUCCAAUAAUUUCUUAUGAAGGAUGAAUGUUUCUUUUAUUAACUGACUGCCCUUGAAAUGACUAAAAUCUCAGGUCGCAUACUCAAACUCAACAGUGAAAACCACUAUGGGUGGAUUAUUUAUUAUAUAACUAUGAAAUGAAUUGGCCGAAUGCUCAGAGCUGUUGCCAGAUAAUUCAGUUCCAGACCUACUCAGUGUUCUUAAAUAGGAAAAACAAGUUUUGCUGCAGUGAAGUACAGGUUUAAUUUGACUGCUAAACCCAGCAGUUUCCUUCACUCCCCUUUCUAGCAGCUUGAACUCUCACCCCCUGUUUGUUGAGAAGAUAACUGUGGUACAUUAUUUUUAUUUAAAUUUUAAUGCCAUUUGACACGUUUUGUGACUUUAAUCCGAAACGAGGUCAAUCUAAACGUGUCUUGGCUUCUGUAAUUAUAAUAAUUAAUGGUGCUGCGAGGGACUUCAAAUUGUGCCAACACGGCAAUGAUCAUCAACAUUUCAGUGUCAUUUUAACACACAGGUUUUAUUUAAAGUGAUUCUUUUUUAUUUAAUCUGCUCAUGAAUUCCGCUGUCUGUGUGCGCAUUCUCAGCAAAGUUUGUUUGUGUUUGCAUCAGCUCACUCCAGAUAUGCUAUGACUCGUCUCUGCAUGAACUCAUGACACUUUGACUAUGGGACUGGAAUAUUUUCCAUGUCUCAGUUUUCCCAAAUGGAGCAGUGCCAAGGGUACAUGAGUGGAACCGGGCAUAGCAGAUACUCAUGCACAAAUGUAGGUUGACUCACUUUUUUUAAUUUGUGGUUUAUUUUUUAUUUUUUUUAGUAAGAGCUGGCUCUCCCCCUACUGGUCAGUCCUUGCGUGACACUCCAGACAUCUUGUUCUGCUCCAUCUUGAAUCUUUAGUUUAACAUCAAACAAGAAAUGAAGUUGAACUGGGAAUGCUGACACAACUCCAGGUUGUUGAUUUUCUUAUUCUCUUAUUUGUAUUACAUCAACAAUGGACAUGUGCAUUUCAUUGUCCAAAGAAAUCAUUAAACAUCCCUUUGCUACA
Molecule: messenger RNA, 5621 nt
Organism: Morone saxatilis (striped sea-bass)
Lineage: Eukaryota; Metazoa; Chordata; Actinopteri; Moronidae
Gene: dlgap4a
Product: discs, large (Drosophila) homolog-associated protein 4a
Exons: 9
Coding region: 1-3327 (1108 amino acids)
Biological process (GO): signaling
Cellular component (GO): glutamatergic synapse; postsynaptic specialization
Molecular function (GO): molecular adaptor activity
Source: RefSeq, a predicted model, not a curated record